GAUUCACUUUGCAUUCCAAUUCUGUUUCCUCCGCAUUUUUAUUUCGAGAAUGGUUCAAAUAAAAAAAACGAUCUGAGCCGAAUACCAUUGGGAAGGAUACGAAAGAACAAGGUGAGACAAGAAAAUGACCACGACGGCCUGAGGUUCAAUCGCCGACGACGACGACGGCUGCUAUGUCCCAAUCGUUGUCGACGGGUUCUUCGGAUUGACAUCGAACCGAACAAAAGUUAUUAUUACUGAAAGGCUUAACUUCGAUGAAUCGAAACCAAUCCAAAUUAUUUUCGUUUUGUUGUUUGAAGUAUAACAAGUAAUGCGAAUGGAGUUCAAGCUUGUCACACCAUCAUCGUCAUCUAUGAAAUUCGCCCUUUUCUUCUCCCUCUCUCUUGCAGUAGCUUCCCACUCCACAUCCGCCAUAGCUGCUUUCUCUCCUGACUUGUGGUCUGCUCGAAAGCUCAAUUUCCGCCUUUAUUCUUCUCUAGCGCCGCCACAGGACUUGGCUGCCGCCUCCAGGGCCACAGCAGCUGAUUUGAUCUCGCUUUUAGGCCCAUCACAGCAAUCCUCCGCCAUCAGUUCCAUAGUGGCUGAGGAACUCCGGGCCUGCUUCAAAUUCCUCGUACCUUUCAUUUCUGGAUCUGAAUCAUUGAAACCCUCCUUGCACGUGCCAAGUUGGGAAUUGAGUCGCUCCAGGAGUAGGCAGGAGGAGAAUGAGCUUGUUUGGUGGCCACCUGAGCCAGUGAUGGAGCUCGCAAGGCUUGCCGUGGACUCGGGUGGCGAUCCUGGUGCUAUUCAUUGGGCUCUCGAUCCUACAAUUAUCCCUGUUCCUGAUGUUGAAGGCUCAAAGAGAGAUCAUUGCGAGCUAACUAGAACUCCUUAUGGGAGGCAUUUCAUAAACGAGGUUUCAUGCUAAAGAGUACCCAGCAUAUGAUAAGGAAGUAUUUCCAGUCAAUAUGGGUUACUGUCAAAUGGGGUCUAACGUGGCAUAUGAUGAUUCAAUGAAUUUACGGAACAUAUUGUGGCUUGCUCCUUUACCAAGUGAAUCCAUUAACAAAUGGCUGGCACCAGGAGUCCUUGUAGUCCUAGAUGCACAUCCAGAUGGUAUCAUAUAUAGGGACCUAAUACCAGACUAUGUCAGUUUUGUGAGAACCCUUUAUGAAGAUGAUUUUGGACAGACUGCAGUUGAUGUUAACUACUUAAAUGUAGGAAAUGAUGCUCCCAAGUUCCAGCUUUUCAUCUGCUGACAGAUCAAGUAAGUACUCUGUAUAGCCCCUAAGGUGUGUAAAUGGAUGUUAAACGGAUCAAAUGUGGCAUUACCAUAUCAACAUUGGUAUGUGGCAUUACCAUAUUUGCAUUCAUUUAAUUUUAUCGGAUGUCAAAUUCGGAUACAAAUCUUAAGGGAUUCUUAAAAUUAGUAUCGUAUCCGCAUCCAUCAGAUAUCAUAUAUAUCCGCAUCAAGCUUUCAUUUUUGAAAGUCAAAUUGAACCACAGAGUAUGUAAAUAUUUUAAUAUAAUGAUUCAAUUGUA
Molecule: messenger RNA, 1521 nt
Organism: Cuscuta campestris
Lineage: Eukaryota; Viridiplantae; Streptophyta; Magnoliopsida; Solanales; Convolvulaceae
Source: the annotation of a GenBank genome assembly